Molecule: messenger RNA, 4680 nt
Organism: Hirundo rustica (Barn swallow)
Lineage: Eukaryota; Metazoa; Chordata; Aves; Passeriformes; Hirundinidae
Gene: ADAMTSL1
Product: ADAMTS like 1
Exons: 23
Coding region: 1-4680 (1559 amino acids)
Biological process (GO): extracellular matrix organization
Cellular component (GO): extracellular matrix
Molecular function (GO): metalloendopeptidase activity
Source: RefSeq, a predicted model, not a curated record
AUGUCUGUCGUCUUCACAUCGGGAAUCUCCAGGUAUUACGUUAAGGGUCGUUGGUUGGAGACAAAUGACACAAUCUCACUGAGGGUCAUCAACAUACAGCAUGGAGUUUAUAAUGGCUGCCUCUUUUGUUGCAUCAUGUGGCAACAGUCACCAUCAUCAAGGGAGGUUACAACCACCAACAGUGAAACAGACAAGACAAGUCUUUGUUGUGAUGAUGACUGUGAAGCGAGGAAUGGUGAAAGCUGCAGUGGUAGAGCUGUCAGCAGCACACAGCAGGGUCUGGCCUUCUCUCGGAGCUGCGCCGUUCCGCCACGCUGCCUCUGCCGCGCCGGCUGCAGGGCACAGCGGGGCCGGGCACUCUCUGGCCAGCCCGGCCUCGCCUCCCCUGCCAUGCGGGGCCGGGCUGGGGCAGCUGCAGGGCACGGCAGGAAGGGGGACGGGAAGGACAUUGAGGUGCUGGAGCAUGUCCAGAGAUGGACAGUGGAGAUGAUGAAUGGUCUGGUGCACAAGUCUCAUGAGGAAAGGGUUUUUGGAGACCAAAAUCAAGGAGCAGUUUUCCUACGUGAAUUUACAUUGAUUCGGAGAGAAAGUCUUCAAGAUGAUUUCCUAUCUGAUUUGCUGAAUAACCACAAAACAGAAGACCCGAGCUCCAGAACAGCUCGCUCGGAGGAAGACCGAGACUCACUGUGGGAUGCCUGGGGCUCAUGGAGUGAAUGCUCACGCACCUGUGGAGGAGGGGCUUCGUAUUCACUGAGACGCUGCCUGAGCAGGAAGACCUGCGAAGGGCAAAACAUUCGGUACAGGACAUGCAGCAAUGUGGACUGCCCACCAGAAGCAGGUGAUUUUCGUGCCCAGCAGUGCUCUGCUCACAAUGAUGUCAAGUACCAGGGGCAGUUGUAUGAGUGGCUUCCUGUCUCUAAUGACCCUGACAACCCAUGCUCACUGAAGUGCCAGGCCAGAGGAACGACUCUGGUUGUGGAGCUGGCACCAAAAGUUCUGGAUGGGACACGGUGCUACACUGAAUCCCUGGACAUGUGCAUCAGUGGCUUGUGCCAAUGCACUGUGACCUGUGGACAAGGACUCAGAUACCGCGUGGUUCUUUGCAUUGACCACAGGGGGAUGCAUACAGGAGGCUGUAGUACUAAAACAAAGCCACACAUAAAAGAAGAGUGUGUUGUACCCACUCCUUGCUACAAGCCCAAAGAGAAACUUCCCUUGGAAGCAAAGUUGCCAUGGUAUAAGCAGGCUCAAGAGGUGGAUGAAGGAAUAGCCAUAUCUGAAGAACCCUCGUUUAUUCCUGAGGCUUGGUCCACCUGUAGUGUCACCUGUGGAGUAGGCAGCCAGAUGCGGCUUGUGAAAUGUCAAGUGCUCCUCUCUUUCUCUCAGUCUGUGGCUGAUCUGCCCAUCGAUGAAUGUGAAGGUCCCAAACCUGUGUCUCAGAGAGCCUGUUACAGUGGUCCCUGCAAUGGAGAGGCAAAUGAAUACACCCCAGAGGAAACUCAGCUUUUGUAUGGCAGCUUGCAGGAGUUUGAUGAGCUUUAUGACUGGGAAUAUGAAGGCUUUACAGAGUGCUCAGAGUCCUGUGGAGGAGGUGUCCAGGAGGCUGUGGUGACCUGUCUGAACAAACAAACUAGGGAGAUUGCAGAGGAAACACUGUGUGUUAGCAGCCGUCGUCCUCCACAGCUGCUGAAGGCCUGUGGCGUGGACUCCUGCCCCCCAAGAUGGGAGAUUGGGAAUUGGAGCACUUGCAGUCUUACCUGUGGGGUUGGUUUGCAGACACGGGAUGUCUUCUGUUCUCAUCUGUUAUCAAGAGAGACCAACGAGACUGUGAUUUUGGCAGACGAGUUGUGCUCUAAACCCAAGCCAUCCCUCGUGCAAGCCUGUAAUCACUUUGACUGCCCACCCUCCUGGUAUCCUACAGAAUGGCAAGAGUGUUCUCAGACCUGUGGUGGUGGUGUCCAGAAGCGAGAUACACUUUGUAAGCAGCGACUGGCAGAUGGAAGCUUGUUAGAGCUGCCAGAAACCUUCUGCUCCAUGCCAAGGACCGUUACACAACAAGCCUGCAAAAAUGAGGAUUGUCCCAAUGAGUGGCUUCUCUCUGACUGGACACAGUGUUCAGUGAGCUGUGGAGAAGGCACACAGAGUCGAAAUGCUAUUUGCAGAAAGAUGCUGAAAACUGGAGGUUUUGUUAUCAUCAAUUCCUCACUCUGCCUCCCUUUGUCAUUCUCAUCCUUGAUCAGGCCCUGUUCACUAGGCCCCUGUGCAAGGCACAGCAGACCAGCUCAUAAGCAAAGCCCACAUAUAAUGGCUGUAAAGCAAGUUUACAUCCAGACAAGGAAACAGAAGAAACUGCACUUCAUUGUGGGUGGAUAUGCCUACCUGCUACCCGAAACUACUGUUAUCCUCCGAUGCCCUACCAGGAGGUUCCAUAAAUCAAGGAUCACCUGGGAGAAGGAUAACAAGAGGCUUGUCAGUUCAGCUCACAUAACCAUCGCACCCUAUGAGUACAUGAAAAUCCAUCAUCUGAAGCCUUCAGACACUGGGACGUACACCUGCACAGCAGGGCCAGCCAGGGAGCAUUUCAUAAUUAAACUGAUUGGAAGCAACAAGAUCAUUGCUGGGCAGCCAGUAGGUAUUAGGGAGGAAGAAGUAAUGAGAAAGGCUGGCUUAAAUGAUGCUUUGCGAACAGAGGAUAAACAUCUCAAUGGGAUUGUCUUCAAUGGUAGCAAGGCUGAAAAGCGAGGGCACCUCACUAACCCCAGCAGCUGGUAUGACAAUAUUGUUUCAAGGCUGCUACAGCUCAGGGGCUGGCCAGGGGAAAAUUUGGAGUCCCGGGAAGCCCAGGUGUCCAUGGAGAGAAACACAUCCUCAGAAGAGGACCAGAGCCGAGAGCAUAGUCUGCCAUUUACUAUGGUCACAGAGCAGAAACGUUUGGAUGAUAUUAUAAGAAAUUUGUCACAACAGCCUGAGGAGCUUAAAGAUACCUACACUGAGCAUCUUGUUGUGCAGCUGGCUCAUGAGGUUUUCAAGAGCUACUUGGAGCACCGGGAAUCUGUCUUCAAAGCAUCAAGACAAAAAGUUUAUUCAGCCUCAGUGGAGUACCCUUUCCACAGACGUGUGUCUGGAUUUACCAGUUCCCUGAGGACAUCGUCUGCUGAAACAUUUAUUCCCACCUCUGUAGACCUGGCAAAUGGCUUGCACAGGCCUCAUCAAAAGCCUGCCAUUCUCCGAAAAAUUUCAGCAGCACAACAACUUUCUGCUUCAGAGGUUGUCACCCACCUGGGACAGACGGUGGUCCUAGCAAGUGGCACACUGAGUGUGCUGCUUCACUGUGAAGCAGUUGGAAACCCAAAGCCCACCAUCAGCUGGGCUAAGAAUGGAGAGGAAGUGAAAUACAGUGAUAGGUUGCUCCUUCAGCCUGAUGACUCCUUAAAAAUUCUAGCACCCGUGGAAUCUGAUGUGGGUUUCUAUGCUUGCAAUGCAUCCAAUGCCCUGGGAUCUGACUCAGUCUCCAUUGCUGUCACCCUAGCAGGAAAACCACUGAUAAAGGCAUCAAGAGAUACCAUGAUCAACACUGAAUCCCCUGCUGUCACUGUUGAUAUUGGAAGCAUGCUGAAAACAAUCCAGAAAGCAAAUGUUAGCAUUAGCUGCCAAGUUGCAGGUGUUCCUGAAGCAAAAGUUACUUGGUUUAAGAACAAAGUCAAGCUGUCUUCUACUCACCAUCUACGUGAUGGGUUGCUAUUAAUAGCAAAUGUUUCUCUAUCAGAUCAGGGGUUAUACUCCUGCAAGGCAGCCAAUCUUCAUGGGGAAGUAACUGAAAGCUCCCAGCUGUUGGUUCUUGAGCCUCCACGACCUCUUCCUUACCUAGAAGACCUGACAGAAGCGCUUAGCAGUGCUGGGCCCAGCACCCAUUCAGUGCUGACUUCUCCUUCAGGAGCAAAACUGACUGUCAGUCCAGGGAGCUCUGCUCUCAUAGGCUGUGCUGUCGAUGGGCAUCCAACCCCAAACAUCACCUGGCUUUACUCUGGUGAGCCUCUCAGUCCGCGACAUCAACUUCUGGCAGCAGGACGGAUUCUUCAGAUACUCAAUGUCAGUGAUUUCACUGAUGGUGAAUUCAGCUGCCUUGCUCAGAAUGAGGCUGGCUCACUCACACAAGUAAUGUCCCUGGCUAUACAAGAGUACCAGUGGUCAGCGGACAAACUUUCAGCUUGUUCAGCUUCCUGUGGCCACAGAGGGCUGCAGCUGCCCCAGCUGAGGUGCUUACUGGACAGGGCUGAAGUCAAUGCAUCCUACUGCAGAGAGACGCCCAAGCCAGCUCUGCAGCCCGUCGCAUGCAACAGAAGAGACUGCCCUUCACGGUGGAUGGUAACAUCCUGGUCUCCUUGCUCACAGAGCUGUGGUGGAGGCAUACAGACACGACGAGUGACAUGCCAGCGCCUGACAGCCAAAGGCAGCUCUGUCCCAGUAUCAAACGAGGCUUGUGCCCAGGUGUCCAAGCGCCCUGUGGACACACAGCAGUGUAACAGUCAGCCCUGUGCUGAGUGGGCGGCCUCUUCCUGGGGCCAGUGUAAUGGGCCUUGCAUUGGACCACGACUGGCGGUACAGCACCGACAGAUAUUUUGCCAGACCAAAGAUGGGACUUUUGUGUCAUCUGAUCAAUGCAGUUCCUUACCAAGGUAG